AUGUGGCGACGCACAUAUCUCACGCUCGUCCUCAUAAGGCUGUGGUUUGCGCUAUCUCCCAGUUAUUUACACCCGGACGAGAACUUCCAAGGGCCUGAGGUCAUAGCCGGCCAAAUUUUUAGUUAUCCUGUUCGACACACUUGGGAAUUUACAAGCGAGAACCCUAUCCGUAGUGUUUUCCCACUAUGGCCCGUCUACGGUCUUCCUAUGCUUCUUCUGCGGUGGCUAUGGAUCGGUAACGGCAAAGACGGAGAGAUCCCACCUAUUGCGGUUUUCUGGACUCUGCGCGUUCUCAUGUUUGUCAUCAGCUUUGUUCUUGAAGAUUGGGCGUUGCAUGAGUUGAUCCCGUCACCGAAGCAUCGCCGUGUUGCCGUUCUCCUUGUCGCCUCGUCCUACGUGACCUGGACCUAUCAGACGCACACGUUCUCCAACUCGGUAGAGACGCUCGUUGUUGCUUGGAGUCUUGUUCUGAUCCAGCGAGUCGCUGAUCCACGGCGGUCAUGUGUUUUGUCUACCACAGUGCUUGGAAUAGUUGGAGUAUUCGGUGUAUUCAAUCGAAUCACGUUUCCAGCAUUUCUUGUUGUUCCUGGACUUCGACUGCUCCCUGUGUUCUGGAAGAGACCUACGUCCCUCGUAUACUUGACGUUAGCUGCGGCACUGACAACUGUCAUUGCCAUCGGUCUGGACACCGCGUUUUACCUGCCAGGUCCCAUCACAUGGACCGACCUGAUCCAUAAACCUGUAAUCACCCCUCUUAACAACUUCAAGUACAACUCAGCAACCGAGAACCUGGCGCAGCAUGGCCUUCAUCCUUGGUACCAGCAUUUGGUGGGAAAUUUGCCAUUGCUGCUGGGCCCAGCUGCAGCUUUGUUGAUAGCCAGACCCAAAAUAUCAAUCCGACUAUGGUCGGCAGUGUCGGGUUUGGUGGUCCUAUCGGCGUUUCAACAUCAGGAGGCGAGAUUCUUGCUCCCAACGGUACCACUAUUUCUUUCGUCAAUCCGCAUGCCCCGAAACCAAACAAUACUCUACGUCUUUACGGCAGUUUGGAUCGGGUUUAACCUCGUCCUCGGCUCGUUGAUGGGUAUCUAUCAUCAGGGAGGUGUGGUGCCGGGACAGGUCUUCCUGAGUCAGCAGCCAGAUGCCACCCAAGCUGUCUGGUGGAAGACGUAUACACCGCCAAUCUGGCUUCUUAAUGGCAAGAAUGAGUUCUUGACCACGCGAGACGUUAUGGGUCUCAAGGGUGAGGUGCUACUUGAGCAACUCUACGGACUUGCCACAUGCGACACUCCCGCCGACAGACGAAACCAGGAGUAUCUGAAGGAAAAGAGUGGCACAUACCUGAUAGCCCCGGCAUCAGCAACAUGGUUAGAUCCCUACCUGCCCAACAAGGGCUUGGAGGGGCUACGAUUUAGAGAGGUAUGGCGUUACAGGAAACACUUGAACCUGGAUGAUCUGGAUUUUGGCGACGACGGCGUUUGGGACACCCUGGCCAGGGUUAUUGGGCGAAGGGGCCUCGUUGCCUGGAGAGUCACAAAGAGCUGCCCAAAUUAG
This is a messenger RNA of Fusarium fujikuroi IMI 58289, 1551 nucleotides long. Its product is annotated as related to protein kinase C pathway protein SMP3. Lineage: Eukaryota; Fungi; Ascomycota; Sordariomycetes; Hypocreales; Nectriaceae. The record is from RefSeq and is a predicted model, not a curated record. Gene Ontology annotation, cellular component: endoplasmic reticulum membrane. Gene Ontology annotation, molecular function: alpha-1,2-mannosyltransferase activity. Gene Ontology annotation, biological process: GPI anchor biosynthetic process. The transcript has 4 exons. Bases 1 to 1551 code for a protein of 516 amino acids.